AUUUCAUUCAUGUUCAAUUGUUCAUCAUCAUCUUAAUCUUAACGCAAACAGAAACAGUUGUGCAGUUACUUUCUCUUUCUCUCUCUAAAAACUCUUUUCUUUCUUUCUCUCUCUUCAAAAAAAUGCUCAAAGCUCAGCUAUGUCUUCGCACUUUCCAAAUCUCUGGGUUUGGUCCUUCAUCUUCCUUAGAUCAAUCAAAAUAUUUUACUCAUUCAUUAAAGUUUCCUAAUUCUUCUCAAUUUUCAUUGCAAUUUUUAACCCAUAAAAAGAUUAGUAAAUCAGGUUUUAUUUCAUGUAAAAAUCACUCUCAUGGUAAAUUUUAUCCUAAAUCAUAUCAUAAUCAAUCUGAUGAUGAGUAUGUGGAAGCUUCCCUUUUGAUUACAGAGACUGCGAAGCAUUACCAUUUGCGAAAGCAAGGAUUUCGAGAAGAGGCAAAAACGUAUGCUGGCCAUUAUGCUUCUAACUUUGCUCAAGUGAAACAUCGUAGGAAUGAUGUCAACUCCAUAGGACUAAGCAUUCUUCGUCGUUUUCGGCAUCCAACUAUUUUUCUUAAAAUAUCUUGUGAAGAGGAUUUCUUGCUACCCAUUGUUGUAGGAGAGUUUGCUGUUGAGAAGCUCAUUGAUUCUUUAAAUGAAGGCAAUGAUGAGGAUUACCCAAAUUCUUUCCAGUUUAUUAGAAAUCUUGUGGUUGGACUUGAAAAUGAGGUGAGGAUGGUGAAAAUUACAGAAAGAGUGGUGAACACAUUUUUUGCCAGAAUAUAUAUUGGAAAGGAAGGAGAGAGGGAAAAUUUUAGUGUGGAUGCACGACCAUCAGAUGCCAUCAAUGUAGCGCAGAGAUGUAAGGCCCCUAUAUAUGUGAAUAAGCAAAUUGUCCUGGCGGAUGCCAUCAGGAUUUCUUAUGGGACUGGCAGAGUUCGUGACACAAAACCCAUUUAUGACGUUUUAUUGGACAGCCCAAUGGACGGUCCAGAUUCGCUGGUUGAGGAAUUAAAUCUUCUACAGAAUAUGAAGUUGGCUGCAAAAGAGGAAAGGUACAAUGACGCAGCAAUGUGGAGGGACAAACUUGUACAGCUUUGUAAUUCUGGAAAUCUAAACUCACAACCAAAAGAUUGGCGCGAGGCGUCAACCCCAGAACUACCUUAACUAAAUUUGACCAGAUAACAGUGUGUUGAGAUUAUCGUGCAAUCAACAGAUCACUGGUAUCACAUCUGUGGAUGAUGUGGCAUUACUGUACUAACAGGAAGUGUCAUUGAUUAGGUUUAGCAUUUUUAAUGUACAGGUUUGUCCCAUAAUUUAGUUGUCUUGUGUGAUUGUAAUCUGUAAAUACCUGUAAAAUCCAAUAGUAGCCUAUUGGAACCUCAUAUAUCUUGCGCGUUAUCUCCUUUUUAUACAAGAAUCAAAAGCCUACACUCUACACGGGUGUGCUUGAAGCUUAGAUGAAGACUGUAUUCGAGUUUAUAGUGAAUGCAGUAUGAAAUUUACAGGAUAUAAAUGUAGAAAAAUGACUUGUCAUCUGAAAAGAGAUGGAUUCUACGGGAAGCAUACCGGGGACUUAUACCGUACUCUCCUCUCUGCAGCCAUUGUCGUUGAUCCCGCAAAAGUGAGCGACUGUUCAUCAGUACUGUUAUCGUCUUGACAAAAAUUUAUCCAUCAUGUGGCGACUAGCGGCUAGUAUUUGUAGUAAUAGAACUGCUUUGAGAAACCAAAAACUUGAAAGCAAAGCAAAGAACUCUGUGUUAUUUGUUAGUGUGCAUAUUGCGUGGCUUAAACUGAACAAUCAACUAGAAUGCUCAGAGUACUACUACGUACAGAAUUUCUAAUUUCACGUUAUUUUUUUUGUGAAAUAUAGAAGCUUGUUACAUAUAUAU
Messenger RNA from Beta vulgaris subsp. vulgaris (sugar beet), 1867 nucleotides. Its product is annotated as bifunctional nuclease 2. Gene Ontology annotation, biological process: protein ubiquitination. Gene Ontology annotation, cellular component: nucleus; VCB complex. The transcript is spliced from 9 exons. Gene Ontology annotation, molecular function: nuclease activity. NCBI's taxonomy places the organism in Eukaryota, Viridiplantae, Streptophyta, Magnoliopsida, Caryophyllales, Amaranthaceae. The record is from RefSeq and is a predicted model, not a curated record. The coding region runs from base 123 to 1142 and encodes 339 amino acids.